GAGCCCAGGCCAGGCCAUCGUGAUUCAUGCCUCUCAAGAAAAAGUAGGUCAGGGUUCCAGAGUGGCAAAACCGUAAUAACACAAAUCGGAAUACGCAUCAUUCUGUCUUCUUCUCUCCCUAUAAAUUCUCGAACCUUCCUCAUUACUCUUCCAUUGAACUCAUCGCCCUCUCCUGCGUCUCUCCUCUCCCUAUCCCUAUCAUCAGUGCUUGUUGGUGCAGUUAUUUGAUUGCAAUGGCGAUGAGAAAGAAGAGUGUAGGUGAUUUGACGGAGGCCGAUCUGAAAGGAAAGAGAGUUUUUGUGAGGGUGGAUCUUAACGUUCCUUUGGAUGAUAACUUCAACAUCACAGAUGACACUAGAAUACGAGCUGCAGUCCCUACCAUCAAGUACUUGAUGGAGCGUGGAGCUAGAGUUAUUCUUUCUACUCAUUUGGGCCGUCCAAAGGGUGUUACUCCAAAGUACAGCUUGAAGCCGCUGGUGCCAAGGCUGUCUGAACUGCUUGGAGUAGAGGUUAAGAUGGCAAAUGACUGUAUUGGUGAGGAUGUUGAGAAGAUGGUAGCAGAAAUCCCCAAUGGAGGUGUUCUCCUACUUGAGAAUGUGAGGUUCCAUAAGGAGGAGGAGAAGAAUGACCCUGAGUUUGCCAAGAAGCUUGCUUCACUUGCAGAUCUCUAUGUAAAUGACGCAUUUGGCACUGCUCACAGAGCUCAUGCUUCUACUGAGGGAGUGGCUAAGUUUUUGAAGCCUUCUGUUGCUGGUUUUCUUAUGCAAAAGGAACUUGACUAUCUUGUUGGAGCUGUGGCGAACCCUGCGAAGCCUUUCGCUGCUAUUGUUGGUGGUUCAAAGGUGUCAACAAAGAUUGGAGUGAUUGAAUCCCUCUUGGCAAAGGUUAAUGUUCUCUUGCUUGGUGGAGGGAUGAUCUUCACUUUCUACAAGGCUCAAGGUUAUAAAGUUGGCUCAUCCCUUGUAGAGGAAGAUAAGCUUGAUCUUGCAACUUCACUUAUUGAGAAGGCCAAGGCAAAAGGAGUAUCCCUUCUGCUUCCUACUGAUGUGGUUAUUGCAAACAAGUUUGCUGCUGAUGCCGAGAGCAAGGUGGUUCCAGCAUCUGAAAUCCCAGAUGGUUGGAUGGGUUUGGAUAUUGGACCAGAUUCCAUCAAGACGUUCAAUGAAGCUUUGGACACAACGAAAACCGUCAUCUGGAAUGGACCUAUGGGUGUUUUCGAAUUUGAUAAAUUUGCAGUGGGAACUGAGGCAAUUGCGAGGAAGCUGGCAGAGGUGAGUGGGAAGGGAGUCACAACAAUUAUUGGAGGAGGUGAUUCUGUUGCAGCAGUAGAGAAGGUUGGUCUCGCCGACAAGAUGAGCCACAUCUCCACAGGAGGUGGUGCCAGCUUAGAACUUCUAGAGGGGAAACCCCUCCCCGGAGUCCUUGCUCUUGACGAUGCAUGAACUGGUCUGGAGUUUGGUACACACUGUUUGUUUUUAUCUUUAUUGUAUGGCUGGUGGAUGGUUUUUCAUCCAGAGAGUGUAUGGCAGCAAAUCUUGUAGAGGCUAUAGGGUGACUUAAGAAUAAAUGUAAUUUCUUUCCAGAGGGGCAUCCUUCCUUAACUGCUUGGAUCUAUUUUUGGAACAUUGAUGAUAAAUGGUCCAACUGAAUGAGUUAUUUUCCCUUAAAUCA
Molecule: messenger RNA, 1671 nt
Organism: Carica papaya (papaya)
Lineage: Eukaryota; Viridiplantae; Streptophyta; Magnoliopsida; Brassicales; Caricaceae
Product: phosphoglycerate kinase, cytosolic
Biological process (GO): glycolytic process; gluconeogenesis
Cellular component (GO): cytosol
Molecular function (GO): phosphoglycerate kinase activity; ATP binding; ADP binding
Source: RefSeq, a predicted model, not a curated record